Sus scrofa (pig) is the source of this 8263-nucleotide messenger RNA. It is a transcript of the gene UHMK1, whose product is annotated as U2AF homology motif kinase 1. Gene Ontology annotation, cellular component: nucleus; neuronal ribonucleoprotein granule. Gene Ontology annotation, biological process: peptidyl-serine phosphorylation; positive regulation of translational initiation; regulation of protein export from nucleus. The record is from RefSeq and is a predicted model, not a curated record. Gene Ontology annotation, molecular function: RNA binding; ribonucleoprotein complex binding; ATP binding. Lineage: Eukaryota; Metazoa; Chordata; Mammalia; Artiodactyla; Suidae.
CCGGGCGCAGACGGCUUCCGGUGUCAUGGCGGCCUGAGGUCCCGGCAGUCGGUGAGGCGGCUGCAGGCCCCUCCCUGCAGAGCCGCUGGUCCGGCGGGCGGGGAUGUGACCGAGGGCCCUGCCGGCCUGCCUCGGGCGUCGCGUCAGCUCCGUGUCAGUGCCCUCAGUCCACACCGAUGGCUGGAUCCGGCUGUGCGUGGGGCGCGGAGCCGCCGCGGUUUCUGGAAGCUUUCGGGCGGCUGUGGCAGGUACAGAGCCGCCUGGGUAGCGGCUCCUCUGCCUCGGUGUAUCGGGUGCGCUGCUGCGGCACUCCUGGCUCACCCCCCGGCGCCCUGAAGCAGUUCUUACCGCCAGGAACCACCGGGGCUGCGGCCUCGGCCGCCGAGUAUGGUUUCCGCAAAGAGAGGGCAGCGUUGGAACAGUUGCAGGGUCACAGGAACAUCGUGACUUUAUAUGGAGUUUUUACAAUCCACUUUUCUCCAAAUGUGCCAUCACGCUGUCUCUUGCUUGAACUCCUGGAUGUCAGUGUUUCGGAAUUGCUUUUAUAUUCCAGUCACCAAGGUUGUUCCAUGUGGAUGAUACAGCAUUGUGCCAGAGAUGUUCUAGAGGCCCUUGCUUUUCUUCAUCAUGAGGGUUAUGUCCAUGCAGACCUCAAACCACGUAAUAUAUUGUGGAGUGCCGAGAAUGAAUGUUUUAAACUCAUUGACUUUGGACUUAGCUUCAAAGAAGGCAAUCAGGAUGUAAAGUAUAUUCAGACAGACGGGUAUCGGGCUCCUGAAGCAGAACUGCAGAAUUGCUUGGCUCAGGCUGGCCUGCAGAGUGAUACAGAAUGUACCUCAGCUGUUGAUCUGUGGAGCCUAGGAAUCAUUUUACUGGAAAUGUUCUCAGGAAUGAAACUGAAACAUACAGUCAGAUCUCAGGAAUGGAAGGCAAACAGUUCUGCUAUUAUUGAUCACAUAUUUGCCAGUAAAGCAGUGGUUAAUGCCGCAAUUCCAGCCUAUCACCUAAGAGACCUUAUCAAAAGCAUGCUUCAUGAUGAUCCAAGCAGAAGAAUUCCUGCUGAAAUGGCAUUGUGCAGCCCAUUCUUUAGCAUUCCUUUUGCCCCUCAUAUUGAAGAUUUGGUGAUGCUUCCUACUCCAGUGCUAAGACUGCUAAAUGUGCUGGAUGAUGAUUAUCUUGAGAAUGAAGAGGAAUAUGAAGAUGUUGUAGAAGAUGUAAAAGAGGAGUGUCAAAAAUAUGGACCAGUAGUAUCUCUGCUUGUUCCAAAAGAAAAUCCUGGCAGAGGACAAGUCUUUGUUGAGUAUGCAAAUGCUGGUGAUUCCAAAGCUGCUCAGAAAUUACUGACUGGAAGGAUGUUUGAUGGGAAGUUUGUUGUGGCUACCUUCUACCCGCUGAGUGCCUACAAGAGGGGAUAUCUGUAUCAAACUUUGCUUUAAUCAGUAACCUAAGGACUAUUUCCUGUUUCUCCUCUUCCAUUUCCUUGGGUUAUUGUAUUCUACAUCUGAAUGCAGAAGUACCCCUACCAUUUUGAGGGAAUACUUUGUACACUUAUUCAGUCCUACUAAUGUGCAGCCAUUGGUUAAGCAGUGACUGCAUUGCACACAUUUGGCACUGAGUAGGACAAGACCUCUCAGCUAUAUAUUGAGGGGCUUUAGAGCAUCCAUGUGGGCAACCUUUUUUUGUGCAGUAGGGCAAGUGCUGCUCUUCAGUAUGUAACCUAAACAAAUAUUAACUAUUUCAUGUGAUCAUGAGGCAAAGAUGAAUAAUAUGUUGUAGUGAAUAUUAACAAAUAUGUUAGAGUUGGUGACAUCACUUACAGAUUAUUCCUUUAUGUUGUCAGAUGGUUCUUCCUUAUUGUUGAUAUCCAUGGUUGGCACUGGAUGCUCUCAGUAAUGUUAAGUAAUCAUCAAGCAACAGUUCCCUGCUGUGUUCUUAACACUGAGUUAUGAAUUUUUUUUUAAAGGAGUACUGUAGUACUGAAUAUUCCUUUAAAGAAACUGCAGUGAGCCUAUCUGCAUUUUUAAAAUUAAGGCUUUUAAAAUAGAAAGCUGAUGCUUGAUCUUGCACAAUUUUUAUGUCUAGUAUGUAUGUUUGAGUGAGUGUGCAGUUGUGAAAGGUUAGAGAAAAUUUGAGUCAGUGUUCUUUAUAGUGUGAGUCUUGUAAGUUAAUAUAGUCUAUGCCCAUCUCUUCCCUACCUGUUUAAUAUCUGUAAGAUUUAGGAUACAAAUUUUUUGGAAGUUAGUUUCUUUGAUAGAAUGAAAGGAGAAAAUAGUUCAUUCCUGAGAGGCCCAGAACAGAUGAGUAUAGCCUGAGUUAUAUUGAAACUUUCUAAAGUGAACAAACUGUCUUAAAAAAGUUUUGGUAAAUUGCCCCAUCCUUCCAUCUGCUUUAGACCCUGCGUUAGCUCAUCUGUUCUGUACUGAAUCUUCUAUGAACACUGUAAGAUUUCUCAAGAUAAGAGUUCUGCCUACUAUGAUGGAAAAUUGAAGUGGGUCAAAAAGAAAGAAUUAGUUGUUCAGUGAAGGGAAAAGGGGGGGAAAAAAAAGACAGGGUGCAUAAUCAAGGAUUUUUUAUUUCUUCCCUUCUCUCUCAUCUCCCUUCCACUCCUUCUUUUCCUCUUCCUCCAUUCUGUACCUCUAUCCUGAAGAGAGGUUAGAGGAAAGCAUCCCCGGUGGUCUGGCUGUUGACUGCGAGGAAGUAAACAAAGGUGUAGCUCUCAUAAGGUGGAAGUAGAAAGGAAGAAAAGCCCAUAAAGAAUUCUUAAAAGCAUUAGCAAUCUAAUGUGUCCCUGGGUAGAGGUUACUAGUAUGCAGAAGUUCACAGACACAGAUUGAUUAUGUGGUUUUAGGAAUUAUAAUUAGGCAUUCUACCCACUUUAUAGAAGAUUGUCUUCAAAGGUUUAAAUCUUAGGAAACCUUUAUAAAGCACUGAUUAUACAAAAAAAAGUUAUAUACAGGUUCUGAAUUUUUUCUUACCUAAAUGAAAAUUUUAUUUAUUUAUUUUUUUCCUAAGGAAAAAGUCUUAUAUACCUUACCCUGCUGGAAGCCUCCUCAUAUAGUCUUUCUUUGUAUGUGCCAUGCAGGUUAUUGAGAGCCCAAUUAAGAAUUUAUGGGUUAGAGAAUGAAUUAUUAUACCCUGUUCAAACAAUUACUAUUUGAUAUUUUAAUUACAGUUAAUCUGAUUAUUCAGGACUCUCCUUAAUAUUUAUUAAGAAACCAAAUUUUCUAUAAUAAGGAGGCUGAUUAGUGAAUUGCCAAAAGGUCUUGUGGCCUGAUGCCCAAGGGAAAAUUGUAUAGUAAGCUUCUAAUAUGUGCUCUUGGAAGGACAGUAAUUUUUCGUUUUGGUACUUUCAGAGGUUGAUUAGCUGCUCUGGUUUCAUAUAAAAAUUGAAGAGAGUAUAGCCAGUAUUUUGGAGACCUAAGCUUUCCUAAAACAUAACUGUUUGUGUGGGUAGCAGCUUAAAUGGUGAUUAAAAAUACCAGGUCCUUCCAUACAUGCUGAUGAACACAGAAUGCAGAUGAAUUCUUUUAAAGGGCAAGUAUUCUAAGUUAGCAUGUAUACCUUUUUCAUCCCUAUCCCCACCAAAAGAAAAAUCCUUACAAAUAAACUGCAGAUAGGCUGCUAAGCUUAAUGAUGCAGUAUGCUGCUAACAUCUUGAUGCUGAAUUUCACAGCAUUCUUUGAUCAUCUUCUUAUUACUGAUGUAUUCAUGCAUAUAUGUAGUGUUUAACACUGUAGAAUUUUAUUACAGGAGAUGCUAACUAGAUUUUUAAGGGAGCUGAGGGAAUAUCGAUGACCCUAAGUAACCUUGCAUUGAAUUAAAUAUUUUAUAUUUAAGCCACAGAAUUGAAGAGAUGCCUCCUGUGAUUUAAAUUAUAGCUCUUAGCCCAUUACUACCAAAGAUGACAUUUGCAGAUUCUCCCUCCCUCCUCUGAUAUUAUAAGAAGUUUAAUCUUGGUAUCUUUCUUUAACCUAAACCAAAUAUUAUUAAAGAUGCAAUUUUCAUGUUCCUUUUAGGAUGGAACAUAUACAGAGAUUUUGACUCCUUGAAGUUAUUAAAAACAUAGAAGUUUUCUUUUUGAGAGGUAGGGUAAACAGCUGAGCGUUCAUGUCACUUAACCCCUACCAUUUGGGAAAAUUUUAUCUCAGGUAGUUUUUCUUUCCCUAAAUUAAUAUCUACGGUUCUUUACUCUUGCCUUCUAGUUUCUUCUUUAUUGUUCCAUGGUAUUGUCAUGGUACAUUUUUGUCCCAGAAAAGGCAUAUGAGUUGAUUAUUCUAUAGGAAAUCUUUGGUUCUUUGGAAACAUAUUUGGAGGAGGUGGCUAGCUAGCCACUGUCAAAACUUGUGAAAAACUUUAAAUGCUGUAUUUAGAGGAGGAGAAUAAGUAGAGUCGGACACCUCAGUAAAAGCACUGGCUAAAAGAAAUUAUUUGCUGCAUUUUUAAAGGAAUAAUAACAAAAUUAUCCUCUUGCAAUAAGAAAUUGCAUUUAUUGUUACUGGAUGUCUUCCUUGUUUUGUAACCAUCAGUAUAGCAACCCUUCGCAGAAAAGUUCCCUCUGCUAUGCCUUGAGCCAUUACUAUGGCUGCUUUUAGAAGUUUUACUCAUCCUUCUCCCUGUUUUCAUUGCCUUCUAGAUUCAUGUUACUAGGAUUUGUAUUUUACCUUUGAGCAAAUUUAUUGUAAGAAAUGCUGCCGGAAAAAGUGCUGCCAUGUAAAGGAAGAUGAAGAGAAACUAUGGGUAUAAGGUUUGUUUUCAUCUUAGUACACUGGACUUUCACCCUGGUAAGGGUAUCAGUUACCUUUCUGGGAUAAACUGUAGUCAGGAUAGCUCAUUUGAGUUUAUUUCUCAAAUGCAGAUAACUGGCAUUUUGGCAUCAUUUUCUUCUUAGUUUUAUAUUCUGACCCUACAGAAUUAGGCCUGUUUUAGAUAAUUUCUAUUAUUAGUUAAUACUUGGCAGCAUGACAUUUAAUUUUUUUAUAAUUUAAUGAAAAUCAGCACCAUAGUAACUAAUGGUAAUUGUAACAGCAUAGUUACUGGGUGAGGGAGUGGAGGAGACACUCAGUAACAACGUGUUUUAUCUGGACUUUUAUGCAAGGGUACAUGGCUUUAUUCAGAUUAGGGUACAGAUGGAAUUGCAUCAUGGCUUUUAGUCUGGUGGAUAUGUAGACAGUCAAAGAUUUAAGCAAGUGCCUUGUGUUUCCUGGAAAAUACUGAAACUCAUUUGGGUGUAAGCUUCCCAGAUGAUGAUUAAUUAUUGCACCUUUGCCUUUUCCUUGGAAUAAUUUUUGGAUUGAGUCGUGUAGUAUAAAACUCCAAAAUUCCCUUGGUUUACCUUCUUUCUGUAUGUAUAAAACUAUUCAUAUUUGGGUUUUUUUUUCCUGAUAUUACAUGUAAUGGAAAGCCAGAGCUGUCUGGCAGAAUCUAAUUGUUCAUUGGAUCUAGUUCCAUUUUUAGUAUUAGGUUCCUUCUUCAAAUCUUAUUACUGUAGCUCUCUAAUAUAAUUUAUUUAUUUCUUAUCAACUGUGGUCACAAUAUAGACCAGUCUUUGGUCACAGUUAGCUCAAAAGAAUUUCCAUUUCUUCUUAAGGUGCUCAAUAAAUCACCUUUACUUUGAGAUGGUAGCCUUUUCAGGCUAGUGUUACUUUCUCUCUUUCUCAAUGAAUAUAUGAAUGUCAAAUCUCUAUGAUACGGAAUUCAUCUGAGCCUCUUGUGGUUUAUUUGGAUAAGUUAUGUUUUCUUAGUUAUAGAGGAACGUGGAUGUUUUGGUCUUUGAAGUACCCCAAAUUUUAAAGGUUUUGUUUUGGUAGGUUAGCUGCUUCUCUACCUGACACCACAGGAUGUAUCAUGCUUGUUUUCUUAGCCACUUCCCCUCCCACAGUGUUUUUCACUGCUUUUUAAGUUAUGUAAUGACCAGUAGGUUUACACAGUGACAUACAAUUGACAAGUACUUGGGAAUAUUUAAGAAGGUAAACAAUUUUAACUAUUUUUGCUGCAAUUUUAUAGGAGAAAUGGGCUGUAAAAGAAAUACCUAUAAACUAGAGAGCAUUUAGGAAAUUGUAUAUUUUAUAGGUGGUCGUGAAGGUGACCUUCAGGAUAUGAUACAUAGUUUACACAACCUUUGUUCUCCUGAUAUGAAAUUUUUAUUCAUUUUCCUAUAGCUCAGCACUUUCAUUGUCCCUUAUACUGCUUUAUAAGGAUUAAUGUUUUAUAUUUGCUUUAUUUGUGCUUUUCAGAGAGUUGUCAUAAUCAUGGCAGUUGUGUUUGUGGUACCAUAUAUGCUGGAAUUUGUGGGAAAUUUAUAAAAUGAUUGCCUAAGUGUUAUUUCCCAUUAAAUAAAGUAGGUAUCACAAUAUCCUAAAGAAAACUGAUGACUUUUUUGAAAGUCAUACAUACAUGUUUUAUAAUCUAGGUUCAUGGUAUUUUAAUUUAAAGGCAAAGAGAAGCAUUCUGUAUUAUUUUGCCUUAUAUGAAAAAAGCUUAUUUUGUUGUACUACUUUGUACAGUAAAAAUAAGUUACAUUCUGGAGGGAGGAAAAAAAAACCCAAACUGGAAUUGUUAAAAUUUUUGUUCCUUUUGGGAAACCCCCAUGUAAACAACAGAGCUAUUUGUUAUCAUCAACUCUUGAUUGUCAGCAAGAGAAUUAUUUGUAGUCACUUUUUUUAUCCUAGGUUAGAACUGCCUUCCCUUUCUGACUUUUCCCCUUAAUAGUGUUCGUGAUGUCGGGACAGUGAAUGUAGAUGUAGUGAGGUGUUCAAAAUCAUACAUCCACAUCAUGCAUCUGUGGAUUCAAAACCUCUUCAGUUAUUUGAAUUAUCUAUAGGUGUAUUAUUUUUAUUAGCAUGGGUUGUCAGAAGUCUGCCAAAUUUAAGAGUAAAGAACAGAAAGAUGAGUAAUAAAAAUAAGAGGAAGAAAGAAAAUGGCUUCCUUAUUGGUAUUAGUAAUCAUCCAUAUAGUUUAUGAUCUAAAAAUGAUAUUUAUUUUUUAAAAUCCAAGUUUGGUACCUGUAACAUAGAAACAUUGCCUUUCCUACACAUUCCUCAUUGUCGUUUCCCAGAAAAUUAUUUUAAGAGUGUAUGAGACCAGAUUAAAUAUCCAUAUUUAAUUUGUCUAGUUUUUAAAAAUAAUUAUUUGAACUCUAGCUUUUUGUGAAUUUGGUAUACAUCAACAUUCAUGCAAAUCAAGGAUCAGAAAGAAACUGGGAAUUAGCCAUCUCCAUGUCUCCCUUUGCACAUUGGGUACAGUGGUUGGCAUUAGUAUGCACUAGCUGCAAUGUUAUAGCACCUUAUGGAAUUAAGUAGUGUUUAUUUAUUAUUAAGUAAAAAGGUUAAGCUGUAUCUCUGUAGAAUAUCUAUUUUACAGAGUGUAAAGCUGUCAUAUCAUUUCCAGCAGGAUUGAACUCCUUCAUUCUUAAUUUUUUUGAAAAAAACCUAAGUAAUUUAACAUUCCUUUAUAUUCUCUUAACAGUGUCAAAUCUGGGGUAGAAUGGAUUCACCCCCCCCCUCCCGCCAAAGGGCUCCAUCUUUGUUAUCUUUUGGUCGCUCUUUGAAAUCCAGUUAUGAUCAAUAGAUUUUAACAGUUGAUGGCUUCCUAUAUCAGCACUGGAGUGGUUGGUUGUGAUUAUUAAAACCUACUACUAUUUUCCCUCAGUAACAUGUAAUUGCUAUGUUUUUGAUUAGAAGGUAUGGCUAGAAAAAAUGUGAAUGAUCACUUAAACCAAAGCCAGUUAUAAGGAGUAUUCUCUCCUGUUGGUUUACCUUCACCUCAGAACUACAAGAAUAUUACAGUACACAGUGAAUAGUUGUCUAUAACAUUUCUACCAGUUGUUUCAGUAGCAUUGGUCUUGGCAUUUCUUAGCACUAUGGUUCUCUAUUUUCGGUGAUGUCUUAUUUUUUGUGAGGGUUUUCUUUUGUUUGUUUUUUUGUUUUUGUUUUUAAUAAGUGGGACUAUAAAUGUAGAUGUGUAUCAGUACCAAAUAGUUCUUUUCUCAAAUCCUUGUAUUUCUAAUUUCUAUUCAAGUCUUUUAAACCUGUUUUUUUCUUGCUGAGUAGCAAAGAACCUUUAUUUUCCUCGAAACCUAAAAAAGUAUGGACACUGCGUUUCAAUUAACUGUAUUGCAUAUAGUUUUUUGCCGAAAACUAUCUGUAAACACAAUUGCCUUGUUCAGUUUUGUUGUAAACUGAAUUACCCUAAGAUGCACUGUUGAUAUGCUUUCUGAUGUGUUUGUUUGAUAAGGGUGAUAAAAUAAAGCUUAAAAAUACAAGAA